Molecule: messenger RNA, 1605 nt
Organism: Eucalyptus grandis
Lineage: Eukaryota; Viridiplantae; Streptophyta; Magnoliopsida; Myrtales; Myrtaceae
Product: glutaminyl-peptide cyclotransferase
Exons: 11
Coding region: 194-1201 (335 amino acids)
Molecular function (GO): glutaminyl-peptide cyclotransferase activity
Source: RefSeq, a predicted model, not a curated record
UUAGGUCAUUCGAUCCUAUGUAAUCGAGCACCGUUAUGAGAUAAAUGGUGUCAACCUCGGCCUUGUCCCCCUCUCUCCCUGUUCAGAAGUCAAAAAACGAUCAUCCCCUAGAUCACGGCGAAAUCUUCCCCCGGCCGACGAGCCUCGCGAUCGGCUUCCUUCCCUCCUGGUUUCCCGAUGAGAUCCGCCGCGCAUGGCGGCUAAGAAGAGGGUCACCAGCAGACGACCGCCCAAGCUCAAGCCCGACGGCGACGGCGGCGGCGGCGGCGGCGUCGCCUCCCCCAUGCCUCAUUCGCAGCGCCCCUACUCCGGAUACCGGCGGAGGAUCGCCCUCCUGCUCCCGGCGUUCCUUCUCUUGUUCGUCGUCGGCUUCGCGAGCGUUUACUGGAACAGGUCGGGAAGUUUCGUGGUCGACGAGGUGUCCCCGGCCUUGUACUCGAUCGAAGUGGUGCGCGAGUUUCCUCACGAUCCCCAAGCCUUCACUCAGGGGCUUCUUUACGGGGGAAAUGAUACUUUGUUUGAGUCGACUGGUCUCCAUGGGCAGUCAUCAGUUCGAAAGGUGGCUCUCCAAAGUGGAAAGGUUGAGGCAAUGCAAAAUAUGGAUCGGUCUUACUUUGGGGAAGGUUUGACUCUUCUUGAUGAAAGGCUGUUUCAAGUAACUUGGUUGCAGAAAACUGGUUUCAUAUAUGACAGAAAUAAUUUAAGCAAAUUUGAAGAAUUCACUCAUGAGAUGCAAGAUGGUUGGGGACUAGCAACUGAUGGCAAAAUAUUGUUUGGAAGCGAUGGAAGUUCAACAUUGUAUCAAAUUGAUCCUCAUAAUUUCAGAGUCAUUGAUAAACAGGUUGUCAGAUACAGGACUCAUGAAGUUCACAACCUUAAUGAGCUAGAGUAUAUUAAUGGGGAAAUUUGGGCAAACAUAUGGCAGAGUGACUGCAUUGCGAGAAUCUCUUAUAAAGAUGGCAAAGUAAUUGGCUGGAUACUUCUUCCAAAUUUGAGGGAAGGAUUGUUAACAGCAGGAUAUAAAGGAAUUGAUGUAUUAAACGGCAUAGCUUGGGAUAGUGAAGAGAAGCGCCUAUUUGUAACUGGAAAAUUAUGGCCAAACCUAUAUGAGAUCCAGUUGCAUCCUGUAGAAAGGCGGUUUGACGAUGGAGUCAUCGAGCAACUAUGUCUGCGGAUGCCUUUCAAUUUUGGAAAGCCAUAGUCUGACGGAGGAGUCAUUUACGGCAUGGUUAUGGUUAGUUGUGCUACAAACAAGGUGGCAUGAUCGGGAUUAUGAUGUUCAGAUAUACUGUGUCCAUCGCUGAGAAGCAUACAAUCACGGUAGGGAAGAAAUAAAGUGGCACAAAGUUGAAAGAAAAUGAAAGACCUUUCCACGUUGAUAAAUUUGAUCUCUGUCUGUCUCUCUGUGUGAUGCGUUUUGUUGAAUCUCGUCUCGUCUCUUUCAUAUUCCAUCCCGUGCGGCUCACCAGGAGUUCAUAUAAAAGGACUGUACAUAUUCAUGGGCUCAAAUCUUUCUUUGAGUUAAAUGGAUUUGAAUGGAUGGAAGCCCACCUUCAGAAAAUCGUAACAAGUGGAAUGUUUAUAUAGACAAAUUAGACUUUUAUU